This is a messenger RNA of Sclerotinia sclerotiorum 1980 UF-70, 807 nucleotides long. RefSeq lists its product as hypothetical. The coding region runs from base 1 to 807 and encodes 268 amino acids. The transcript has a single exon. Gene Ontology annotation, biological process: nucleobase-containing compound metabolic process. Gene Ontology annotation, molecular function: nucleic acid binding; 3'-5' exonuclease activity. The record is from RefSeq and is a predicted model, not a curated record. NCBI's taxonomy places the organism in Eukaryota, Fungi, Ascomycota, Leotiomycetes, Helotiales, Sclerotiniaceae.
AUGCAUAGUAUUGAGUCACUUUCCACCAAAAUUGGAGGGACGGAUGUUGAUACUGCCCCCGCAAUCAGCCUCACCGACACUCCUGAGGCUAUCAUCAAACUCAUCGACUUGCUGGCUCGUAGUGAUAUCCCUACUGUCCCGCCCUCUGUCUACAUUGAUCUGGAGGGUAUUAAAAUUGGCCGCAAUGGUUCGAUAUCGAUCCUUCAAGUCUAUUUCCUCCCAACCAAGGAGUCAUUUCUCGUGGAUGUUCACACUCUUCGUGAGCGAACAUUUUCCACCCCAAACAAAUCUGGCGUCACCUUAAAGUCUAUCUUGGAAUCCCAGCUCAUCCCCAAGGUUAUCUUCGAUGUCCGUAAUGACUCUGAUGCCUUGUACAGCCACUUUGGCAUCAAGCUUGGAGGCGUUAUCGACCUUCAACUCAUGGAGCUCGCCACUCGUUUUUAUAGCCGAGAUUUUCUCUGCGGGCUUGGAAAAUGCAUGGAAAAUGAUCUCGUGCAAACUCCGGAAGAACUCAAAGUUCGAGGCGCCAUAAAACAACGUGGAAUAGAAAUCUUCGCACCGGAAAAGGGGGGUAGUUACGAGGUCUUUAAUGAUAGGCCCCUUGACCCAGCUAUCGUGGAUUAUUGUAUUCAAGAUGUUCAGCUUUUGCCCGAGCUCUGGGAAGUUUAUAAUGCAAAACUCAGUAAGCUGCACAAAAGAUGGGCUGCCAAAAUUGAGCAAGAAACAAAGGCUAGAAUUUUGUCGUCUCAGAGUGCAGACUACAUUGGGGAAGGUCGGCAUAAGGCAAGAGCGCCACGCUCGUGGUAG